Aspergillus ochraceoroseus IBT 24754 is the source of this 1743-nucleotide messenger RNA. RefSeq names its product zinc-coordinating transcription factor SFP1. Lineage: Eukaryota; Fungi; Ascomycota; Eurotiomycetes; Eurotiales; Aspergillaceae. The record is from RefSeq and is a predicted model, not a curated record. Gene Ontology annotation, cellular component: nucleus. Bases 1 to 1743 code for a protein of 580 amino acids. The transcript has 3 exons.
AUGACCGGCGCAGCUCCCAUCGACAUCGCCACCCGGCAGACCUCUGUGUCACCCCCAGGACAGCAGGCUUCGAACUUGACGUCGGCUCUACAGCGAGCUGGGAACACAGACCGCACAGGUAGCCUCUCUCACGCUAACGGUGCCGCAAUCAGUAUGUUUAAAGCGCCCCCGCCUCGCAAGGACUCCAUCGGUGCAGCCACCGCACAAUGGGGAAACGGCACAAAACCUAUCUCGGUGUCAGGAUCCAACCGGGAUAAGCAGCGUCGAGAAUCUCUAGCUGGAAGCUUAGUCGGUGGGAUGAGCUGGGGUGGUAUAUCUGUUGGCAGCUGGAUUCGUGAUGAGGAGCAACUCUGGUCGAGAACUGACAGGAAACAAUUUAGUAUUAUUAUGACUGGCACAUCUCCCUUUGCUUUCCAGUCACCCUCGUUCCAUUCUUCUUCGUAUCUCCCGAAACUGGAAGCGAAUUUCAUGAAGGACUUCUCGUGCUGUGGUGUGACACUCCCCACCCUUCACGAUUUGUUACAACAUUAUGAAGAAGCGCAUGCCACAAAGUCAGGGCACCGCCCGAGUCAAGGUGAUAACCGCGCUGCACUUGCCGCUGCAGCGAUCGCGCAGCAACAAAGUCAGCAAAGCAACAACCAGAAUCGCGGCCUUCAACCGAAUCAGAAUUCGGACAUGCAGCGAAAACUGAGCCAGACCCACCCCACUCAGCAACAUUCCGAUAUGGAUACUAUCGACGACAUGGAAUUAGACGAACCCAUGGAUGAUGACACCGCCGCGUCCUCACAACUAUUUUCACCCCAAUCCCAAGGCACGGGCCAGGGAGGAUAUGGCACACCAAAUCGUGGUGUUCCCAAUUUAAACCUCUCGAUGCUCCCAAGACACCAAGGCUUCAAAGGAUCACAGCCUGGAACACCUGUAGCCUCCGCUCGUCCGCUCUCAUUGCAGAAUAACCCCACUGUCUCCUCCGUUAACACCCCCACUCUCAUGGCAAAUCCUCUCCAGAACUCACAGUUCCGCGGAACUCCUGAUUCAUCCACCCCUGGAACUCCUGCAGAACUUGACGACAGCAUGGUCGGUCCAUUUGGGGAUCUAUCCAUGCAAAGCGCCAUGCUGCAGGGCCAGCCACAGUUCUCGAGGUUCACCGGGAAUAAUGACAUGGUCGACCUGUGUAUUGACGAGCCAGCAAAACGGUUAUUCAGCCCCACUGGUGGAAACAGCACCUCGAAUGCCCAUUUCAAACUUAGUGGGGCGCAGUACGGUCCUAAUAGUGAAAUUGCUAGACGAAUUCGUGAGCAACAACUAUUGGCUGGUGUUCCUGAUACCACCGCUCUUCUACCAAAUGAAGAACCCAAACCUUUCCGAUGCCCUGUCAUUGGUUGCGAAAAAGCAUACAAGAACCAGAACGGGUUGAAAUAUCACAAAGGUCAUGGCCACAACAACCAACAACUACACGACAAUGCGGAUGGCACAUUUUCAAUUGUCAAUCCAGAGACAUCGGCACCUUACCCCGGGACUCUUGGUAUGGAGAAAGAAAAGCCAUAUCGCUGUGAGGUCUGCGGCAAGCGUUACAAGAAUCUGAACGGUCUCAAGUACCACAAGUCUCACUCCCCUCCAUGCAAUCCCGAUUUCCAACUUGCGGCAGGUCGUAAUAUGGCCUUCGGUGGAGGAGUGAUGCAAGGGCAGAACAUCAAUGUAGCCGGAGCGGGCCUACCUGGCAUUGGUGAAGAAGGGCUUCUAUAG